GUUUCCUUUUCUUUUGUGCAGUUCUUAGGGUUUUCCUAUUGUCUCAUUCUUUGCCUCAUUAUCUCGUAUUUCACACCACUCUUUUUUCUCCCCUUUCGCUUUCUGAUCCAACCCGCACCCCAGUUCACCCUUUGCUGAGAGGACAGCGCACCUGUAUUUAGAUCAGUUCAUCUAUAUCUAAACAUACCUGCCCCUUCUCGCUCCUUUUGCACCUUCUUGUACUCACCUAUGAGGAGCUUUAUCAACUCGAAGACGUCCGGCGGGUUCGACCCCCCGAAGGUGCGUGCGAACAUACGCAUGGCCACCACCCGCCUGGGCAUGCAGAAGAACAAGCUGCUGAACAGCGUCAAGACCCAGCGGCGCGGCAUUGCGGAGCUGCUCGCGCUGGAGAAGUAUGAUUCGGCCCGCAUCCGCGUCGAGAAUUGCAUCCGUGAGGACGUCAACAUCGAGGGCUUCGAGGUACUCUCCCUCUUUCUGGACUUACUGGCGAACCGCGUGCAGCUCAUCGCGGAGAGCAAGCCGAUGCGGACGGACAAGAACAAAAAAGACCCGAGUUCCGCCUGCCCGCCGGAGCUGAAGGAGGCGAUCACCUCCGUGCUGUGGGCGAGCGCGCGGGUUGGAGACGCCGUGCCGGAGUUGGCGGUGCUGCGCAAAAACUUCGAGGCAAAAUUUGGCCACGAGUUUGUGGAGAUGGCAAUGUCGAACGCGGAGUUCUCGGUGAAUCAGCGCAUGAUGGAGCGUCUUGGCAUGUACACCCCGCCCAACGACAAGUGCAUCGCCUACCUCACCAACAUCGCGAGUGAGUAUCAGCUGAGCGGCUACGACGAGGACCGCCUGCGCGACCCGAAUGGGCUAGUCGCCUCAGCUGCUGCAGCGAGCGGGUCUGGCAUGGAAGUCACCGGUGCCGGAGCGGAGUUGAAUCAGCAGGUGCGGGGAUCGAUUCGCACGCCGUCUGGCCUGUUCAUUCCGCCACCGAAGCCGCCGUACGACGCGCUUGAUCAGCGUCUCAUGCAGCUGAUGUGCGUGUAA
Molecule: messenger RNA, 1029 nt
Organism: Leptomonas pyrrhocoris
Lineage: Eukaryota; Euglenozoa; Kinetoplastea; Trypanosomatida; Trypanosomatidae
Exons: 1
Coding region: 229-1029 (266 amino acids)
Biological process (GO): protein transport
Source: RefSeq, a predicted model, not a curated record